This is a messenger RNA of Micropterus salmoides (largemouth bass), 1677 nucleotides long. Its product is annotated as aspartyl/asparaginyl beta-hydroxylase-like. NCBI's taxonomy places the organism in Eukaryota, Metazoa, Chordata, Actinopteri, Centrarchiformes, Centrarchidae. The transcript has 3 exons. Bases 255 to 1538 code for a protein of 427 amino acids. The record is from RefSeq and is a predicted model, not a curated record.
UGGAUUACAGUAAGAUGCAGCCAGAGUUCAGCAGCAGAGCCUGCAUGUGAGGAUAAACGUGUUUAAGUGGACUCUGUUUAAACUUUCGGGAUGUUUCACCUCAGACUCAUCUCCUGUUAGCCAAGAAUGCUAAAGGAAGUUAGCUUGUCAGCAGGAAGUAGCCGGAGCCGGAGCUCGGCCUCACAGUGUGUAUUUUAUCAGAGUGAGCUGCGUGUCUGUAACGGAGUGUGUCUGGAGGAAAAGCUGCUGUAAACAUGUCUAAAGUCCAAACGCUGAGAGCUUUUGUCCAGCAGCGACUAAGUGCGGCUGCUGAAGAGAUAUUUGAGCUGUUUGAAAGAACGAUAGCAGAGUACGAGGAGGAACUUUGUGGACAACGCAAACUACUGGACGCUGUUUUCAAGCCUGAAGUCCGGUUACACAGAGCAGAUGUCCAGCUGCUGUUGGUGAGUAAAGAAAAGGUUCCCCCUGAGCAGCAGGAGUGGAGACCCAGUCUGGACCAGGAGGACCCACCAGAGCCCCCAAAUACUAAAGAGGAGAGGAGUCCCAGUCUGGACCAGGAGGACCCACCAGAGCCCCCACACAUUAAAGAGGAACAGGAGGAACUCUGGACCAGUCAGGAGGGAGAGCAGCUUCGAGGGAUGGAAGAGGCUGAUACCACCAAGUUCACAUUCACUCCUGUCCCGGUGAAGAGUGAAGAAGACAAUGAAGAGAAACCUCAGUCCUCACAGCUUCAUCAAAGACUCACUGGAAAUAUGGAAACAGAAGCUGAUGGAGAGGACUGUGGAGGACCAGAACCAUCCAGGAACUUGGAUCCAGAGAGACAUUUACAACCAGAUACUGAGGAUGUGACAUCAGAGACCAGGGAACCUCAGUCAGGUUUAAAUCCUUUGCAAAACAACAGUGGAUGUAUCACUGAUGUCCAGCUGCUGUUGGCAAGUAAAGCAGCAGUUCCUCCUGAGCAGCAGGCGUGGAGCCCCAGUCUGGACCAGGAGGACCCACCAGAGCCCCCACACAUUAAAGAGGAACAGGAGGAACUCUGGACGAGUCAGGAGGGAGAGCAGCCUCAAGGGCUGGAGAAUGCUGAUAUCACCAAGUUCACAUUCACUUCUGUCCCUGUGAAGAGUGAAGAAGACGAUGAAGAGAAACCUCAGUCCUCACAGCUUCAUCAAAGACUAACUGAACAGAUGGAAGCAGAAGCUGAUGGAGAGGACUGUGGAGGACCAGAACCAUCCAGGAACUUGGAUCCAGAUAGACAUUUACGACCAGAUAGUUCAGACUCCUCUGAACCUGAGACUGAUGAUAGUUUUGAUUGGGAGGAGAUCAGGAAAUCUCAAUCGGGUUCAAACCCUCUGCAAAACAAUGAAGUACCUGUAAGUGAUGUGGAAUGUAAUACUGGAAAAACAUCACGCAGAUCCUCUAAAUGUUCUACAAGCUUUGGCAACAAGAACAUCUGCAGGAACACAAUGAACUCGAAACAGCAGAGAAUCCAUUUAGUUGCUCAGAUUGUGGUAAAAGAUUCCUCUGGGAGAGCUCCUUAAUGGAUCAUAUGAGACUUCAUACAGAACGAAAACGUUUCAGCUGCUCAGUGUGUAAAAAAAAGUUUCAGUUUAAAGAAUAUCUUGUGAGGCACAUGAAAAUCCACACAGAGGAGAAACCAUUUAGUUGUUCAGUUUGUAA